Molecule: messenger RNA, 2377 nt
Organism: Girardinichthys multiradiatus
Lineage: Eukaryota; Metazoa; Chordata; Actinopteri; Cyprinodontiformes; Goodeidae
Product: ladderlectin-like
Exons: 1
Coding region: 1221-1709 (162 amino acids)
Molecular function (GO): signaling receptor activity
Source: RefSeq, a predicted model, not a curated record
UAUUAUGUUCAUAACCAGUGUGGGAAAUAAAAUGUAUAACCUGUGUUAGUGGCCUGCAGAAUUGUAUUGCACAAAUUUGGCCUUGAGUGUGGUGAAGCAGAAAAAUAGUGAAGAACUGUAGGGGUGGGAGAAGGAUGUGAAAAGAUUAAUGGGCCAAGCACUCCCUUUUUAUAUCAUUAGAUACGAGUGCAGGUGCUGGGAGACAGGAACAUGUCCUAAAAUGGUAGGCAGGAAAAAGUUUGUACGUGACUAUAUGUGAGAAAAAACUGUAAACAGGGCGCUGCCCAUUUUCAUGUGUGUUUUAAUAAAAGCCAUGUGCCCAGUGAGAAGCUCCGAAGUCGUCUCGGUGUGUGGUCAUAUCACAUGAGAGCUUCCCUGGUCCAGGUAUUUUUGAAUUCAAUAUAACGGUGUCUGAGUGUGAUAUUUCAAUGGGUGUGAAUUCUUUCAGCUUACGGUGAAUAAACGAACACGCCGAAGACCUCUCGGAGGGGGUGCUUCAACACCUGCUUAGUAAGACCUUUCAGGUUUAGGGAAGUCCGGACCCGUUGGAUAGAGAGCUGGAUUGAGCAAUCCCUUUAGACAUGGGGAAGUAGGAGGGAGGGGUUAGCUCAUCGGACAACAAAAAUCUGUAAGAUAUGGGUUUCACCUUAGAUAUUAUGUAAGUAAGACCAUGCAGAACCUCAUUUUAUAUGACUUAGAACCACAUAUCUUUAGGCUAUCUGUGUAUAAAAUGUGUACAAAUGAGAGUUGACACAAAAACAGGUGCAGACGCCAUCGGCUACACUUUAUGACUGUGUAAUUUGUGAUAAACAUGUUGUGAAUUCAGUGCAAAAAUAAAGCACUUCCAUCUGCAAAAUGUGCAGAAACAUGUUAUUGUAGGUACAAAACAAUUUCAAAUCAGAGAGAGUGAUGAAACAUAACCAUCAGAAAACCCUUGCCUAGACAACAAUGUACUCAGUGAUAUCUGUACAACCAUAAUGAUAACAUAAUUCCAUGAGAAGGAAACAGAUAAAGAGUUUCUAUGAAGAACAGCUUUUGUGGGAAUUCAAAAUAAAAAUUAGUAGCUCAUUAACAGGAACAGGAUAAACGCCCUUUUUGAGGAAUAUAAAAGAAACCAGGUUAACUUCUGUCUCUCCAGAACUCUCUUCAACAUCCUUCCCUGCAGAUAAACUCCUGCAAGACAUCAAAAUCUCUCAGAACCAUAAACAUCAGACUACAAGAUGAUCUUGUUGCUCUUCUUGUUUGGCCUUUCUCUGGCCGCUGUGGCUCCUUCAGACGGACAGGAGAUGAAGCUACUGCGUAACGGCUGCCCCUUGUUCUGGUACGGCUUCAACGGCCGCUGCUACAAGUACGUCGCCACAUUGAUGACGUGGGGUGAAGCAGAGCAGCACUGCCUGUCCCAAGGAGCCAACCUGGUGUCAAUCCACAGUCUGCAAGAAGAGAACUUUGUCAAAACGUUGAUCAGAAACUUUGAUCCUGCUCAGGGAGUCAACUGGAUCGGACUUACUGACGCUCAGAAGGAGGGAGCAUAUUUCUGGUCUGAUGGAUCUAAAUUGACCUUUAGUUUUUGGAAUGCAGGAGAGCCAAACAACUUCGGAGGAUCCGAAUCGUGUGUGCACACUAAUCGGGAUUCAGCCAAGAAAUGGAACGAUACAUUAUGCACAAUUAAACAAGCAUUUGUUUGUAAAGCUCGCCUAGCUUGUUAUUAGCUGCUAAGAUGUGAUUCUGAAUCUGCUCGGUUGUUUCAAACGUGUGGAUCAGAAAAUAUCUAAUCUAACAUGACGGAUAAAAUAUGCAAAACCUUUUGUGCAAUUUGUGUUUCUUUUAUAAUUGGACUUUAUCAUUUUUUACAAAUAUUCUUUUGUCUGUAAAGCUCGCAUGGUUUGCUGAGAUUUUUAUUCUUUAAAUGUGUUGAUCAGAAUAUAUCAACUUAACAUGUUAGAUAGAAAAUAGACAAAUGUUUGCACAAAACUUUCUUUUGAUGAUGUUUGAAGAUAUUUUUUUUCUUCUUGAUCCAAUAGAAACAUUAAAGCAUUAAAGAAAUUUGAUUGGAAUUAGUGCAUGUUUUAAACAACAAAAUGUGUAGAAAGAGUUUAUGAUGAUGUGUGUUUCACAGAUAAUAAAAAUGCUUAAUUUAUACAGUUGUUUUGAACCUAGAUUCAAAAGAACUUGCAAGGUAAAAGCUUGUUUUUGGUGGAGUUAAAAACAUGAUAAUGUGACACACUGUAAAAAUAUCAAAGGGACAUUUAUUAAAAUAAAUGUUAACAUUUUAAGGCUCAAUAUUUGACAGGAUUCUGAGCACCUUUGUUAUUGAAUUUAUGACACUGAGAUGUUUAUUUCGGUGCAUCAAUAAAAAAUCUAAGGUAAAUAAAAAAAA